Molecule: messenger RNA, 1218 nt
Organism: Emys orbicularis (European pond turtle)
Lineage: Eukaryota; Metazoa; Chordata; Testudines; Emydidae
Gene: HTR4
Product: 5-hydroxytryptamine receptor 4
Exons: 6
Coding region: 1-1218 (405 amino acids)
Biological process (GO): regulation of appetite; adenylate cyclase-activating adrenergic receptor signaling pathway; chemical synaptic transmission
Cellular component (GO): plasma membrane
Molecular function (GO): G protein-coupled serotonin receptor activity
Source: RefSeq, a predicted model, not a curated record
AUGCCCAUUUACAGCAGCGGAGGAUGUGACCCAGGAGCUCUCUAUUUCUAUGAGGCCUUGAACCAGCACCCUGAAUCUGAGAGUUCGAGUGAGGGGUUCGGCGUGGCAGAGAAGAUCGCACUGCUCACCUUUAUCUCGGCGGUUAUACUCAUGGCGAUCCUGGGGAACUUGCUGGUGAUGGUGGCAGUAUGCAGAGACAGGCAGCUCAGGAAAAUCAAGACCAAUUAUUUCAUUGUCUCACUUGCCUUUGCGGACCUGCUGGUGUCGGUGCUGGUGAUGCCCUUUGGAGCUAUUGAGCUGGUUCAGGAUAACUGGAUUUAUGGAGAGAUGUUCUGCCUGGUCCGAACAUCUCUAGAUGUCCUGCUCACCACAGCAUCAAUCCUUCACCUGUGCUGUAUCUCCCUAGACAGGUACUAUGCUAUCUGCUGCCAGCCUCUGGUUUACAGGAAUAAGAUGACACCACUGCGCAUUGCUCUAAUGCUUGGAGGGUGCUGGACCAUCCCGACAUUUAUUUCUUUUCUCCCUAUAAUGCAAGGCUGGAAUAGCAUUGGUAUAUUAGACUUGAUACAACAAAGACAGUUCAACAAGGCUUCCAACUCAACCUACUGCGUGUUCAUGGUCAACAAACCCUACGCCAUCACCUGCUCAGUGGUGGCCUUCUACAUUCCAUUCCUCUUGAUGGUGCUGGCCUACUAUCGGAUUUACAUCACGGCCAGGGAGCACGCCCGCCAGAUCCGGAUCCUCCAGCGUGCAGGGGCGCCCACAGAGGGGAGACACCACCCGGACCAGCAUAGCUCUCACCGUAUGAAGACUGAGACCAAAGCUGCCAAGACCCUGUGUAUCAUCAUGGGGUGCUUCUGUCUGUGCUGGGCCCCGUUCUUUAUCACUAAUGUCGUGGACCCGUUCAUAAAUUAUACUGUACCUGAGCAGCUGUGGACAGCUUUCCUGUGGUUGGGCUACAUCAAUUCAGGGUUGAACCCCUUCCUGUAUGCCUUCCUGAACAAGUCUUUCAGACGUGCCUUCCUCAUCAUUCUGUGCUGUGGAGACGAACGCUACCGAAGGCCUUCCAUCUUGGGGCAAACUGUCCCCUGUUCCACCACCACUAUAAAUGGAUCGACGCACGUGCUAAGGUACACAGUUUUACAUAAUGGGCAUCAUCAGGAACACGAGAAGCUUCCCAUCCACAAUGACCCAGAAUCCCAGGAGUCCUGUUUCUAA